UUUCCUUCCCGACUUUGUCUAUGCUUUCUUCGAUCAUCUAGCACCAUCAUUCAUCAAGAGGGAAAGCCCGACCCAAGGCGACGUCGUAAGUCUUCGUGCGAGAUUCCAAAUCCAUUGGGAGAUGAUCAUAGCGUGUUGCGCCUUUCGAGAGCGAUUUCGCCGCGUCUUUCCAAGUCUGCAAGAUCUUGUAAGUCUAGCCCUUCACUCCUUGUACGUCUUCCUCGUGUCACUCGACGUAUCAUACAUCCAACGGGAAUGCAAGUUACAAGAAGGGUGAUGAACGCGAUGAUGACUUCGACGGUCCAUGAAGAGGCCAUGUUGGGUGCAAAGAUGAAAGUCAGUCUGGUAGGCAAAGAUGAUAGUCUGGUCAGUUGUAGGAGGCAAUUUAAUUCUAACCACUGUCGGUGA
This is a messenger RNA of Bipolaris oryzae ATCC 44560, 408 nucleotides long. RefSeq lists its product as uncharacterized. The transcript has 2 exons. The annotation marks the transcript as partial. The record is from RefSeq and is a predicted model, not a curated record. Lineage: Eukaryota; Fungi; Ascomycota; Dothideomycetes; Pleosporales; Pleosporaceae.